GGUGGUGUUGAUGGUGGUGGUGUAUAUGUGGGAGCAGGAGGAGAGACUCUGCAGUGUCUUGGCAGCUGCAUUAUUGCAUCUCCCACCGUCCGCGAUGCUUCCACGGCCAAUGCCUGCCUCCUCCUCCGCGUCCACUUGACAACAGACACCGAUAUGAACUCGUCGGGAAACUGAGCCGGACGUUCACACUAGCCAGCUAUCUAUAUGCCCCGGAGACGGUCCGGAGCGCUUCAUUCACGCACAGAAACCCCGUGACGAGAAUUGUUAAUGGAAAAUGGCGAUAGGCAAAAGGUCUUGCAGCAUCGUCUGCUUGGUAUCUAUCCAGAUUAUCUUGAUUUUCAGCGCAUCGUGGCCUGGAGCAGCGGGUCUCACAUUCCCCCAGCAGUACACGAUAAUGCACUGGGCCCGGCGUAUCGAGCAGGAGAUUGACAGAGUCUUUCAGCACAUCACUGGAGCUCAGCAGUUGAAAGGGAUAUACAAUGAAGAAAGACGACGGUUUAGUCUGGUGAAGAAUCAGCCUCGGAAGAUUGUGGAGAAGGUGGCUUCAGAUAUCGAGAAACUCCUGGCUAAGAAGCGCAAAGCACUCGUUAGGUUAGCCAGUGAAGCAGAGCGGCUGCAGCGAGAGCAUCUAUGGCAGGAUGGGAUCAAGGAGCUGGACAUGGCUUAUUAUGACUCCAAAGCAGAGGUGGAUUAUUUCUCCAUGGAUGGAGAAGGAGAGGUGGAAAAUCCUUCGCACAUCAAGCUGGAGUUUGUGUACGAUCCAAACUUCAAAAACAUUGUCAACUACUCCUACACAGCUGUUCAGAUUCCCACUGAUAUUUAUAAAGGAGCUCCAGUCAUCCUGAAUGAGUUGAACUGGACGCAGGCGCUGGAGAAAGUGUUCAUGGAGAACAGUCAGGAGGAUCCCUCUCUGCUGUGGCAAGCGUUCGGGAGUGCGACCGGCGUCACUCGCUACUACCCAGCCACACCUUGGAAAGCCCCCGUUAAAAUCGACUUGUAUGACGUCAGGAGGAGGCCCUGGUACAUCCAGGGAGCCUCGUCCCCCAAAGAUAUGGUCAUUCUUGUUGAUGUGAGCGGCAGUGUCAGUGGACUCACACUGAAACUCAUCAAAGCGUCAGUGACGGAAAUGCUGGACACUUUGUCUGAUGAUGACUAUGUCAACGUGGCCAGGUUUAACGAGAAGGCCGAGGCUGUGGUUCCCUGCUUCAAACAUCUCGUCCAGGCUAAUGUGCGCAACAAAAAGAUCUUCAAGGAUGCAGUGAAUCAGAUGCAGGCUAAAGGCACCACUGACUACAAGUCUGGAUUUCAUUUUGCUUUCAACCAGCUGUUAAAUAAGACAAAUGUUCCUCGGGCCAACUGCAAUAAAAUCAUCAUGUUGUUUACUGAUGGAGGAGAGGACAGAGCUCAGGAUGUCUUCAUGCAAUACAACUGGCCCAACAAAACGGUUCGAGUUUUUACCUUUUCUGUGGGUCAACACAACUAUGAUGUCACACCUUUACAGUGGAUCGCAUGCACCAACAAAGGUUACUAUUUUGAGAUCCGUUCCAUCUGUGCUAUAAGGAUUAACACCCAGGAGUACCUCGAUGUGCUGGGGCGCCCCAUGGUUCUGGCAGGCAGCUAUGCCAAGCAGGUUCAGUGGACCAAUGUGUAUCAGGAUACUUUGGGUCUUGGCAUGGUAGUCACUGGGACUUUGCCUGUAUUUAAUCUCACCAUGGAUGGAAACUCACAGAAUCAGCUGAUAUUAGGUGUCAUGGGAGUCGACGUGCAUCUUGACGAGAUAAAGCGGCUAACGCCACGGUACAAUCUUGGAGCCAAUGGAUACAUAUUUGCCAUUGAUCCGAAUGGAUAUCUUCUCCUUCACCCUAAUCUUCAGCCAAAGCUGGUAAACCUCCCUGAGCCUGUGACGCUGGACUUCCUGGAUGCAGAGGUGGAGGACGGCAAUAAAGAGGAGAUCCGCCGACAAAUGAUUGAUGGAAGACCAGGUGAAAUGCAGGUCAAAACUCUUGUCAAGUCGGUCGAUGAGCAAUACAUUGAUGACGUGUACAGGAGUUACACCUGGACUCCUAUCAACGGCACAGAUUACAGUCUUGGUCUGGUAUUACCCCCCUACAAUGAGUACUUCAUCCAGGCAGACCUGAGUGAUGUGAUGCUGCAGCUCCAGUAUAUGCAGUCACUGCUGCCCAGCUCCUUUGAAUCUUCAGGACACGUGUUUCUGGCUCCAAGGGAAUACUGCAAACGUCUGCAUCUUUCUGACAACAACACCCAGUUUUUGCAGAACUUCCUCUCGCUCAUGCUGGACAUUUCCCCUGAAUCUGAUGAGUGUGACCAAGGCCUCAUCCACAACCUGAUUUUGGAUUCCAGGAUUAUCGGGCAGCUGGCCUCUCGGGUUUGGAAGAACAAGGACCUGAAUUCGUACGGCUUCUUGGCUGUAUUUGCGUCCACUGAUGGAGGAAUAACGCGUGUUUUUCCCAACAUAGCUGCUGAGUUAUGGGACGAGGAUCCUGAACCCUUCAAUUCAAAUUACUACAGACGUAGCCUCGACAACAAAGGCUACAUGUUCAGAGCUCCAUCGAGAUCCUCGCUGGACGACCCUAUAGGUGCAGAAAACGGCACUGUUGGAAUUCUGGUUAGUUCUGCUGUGGAGGUUAAUUUAGGAGGCAAACUACUCAAACCUUCAGUGGUCGGAGUGAAGCUGGACUUGGAGGCGUGGGUGGACAAGUUUAAGAUCCUGGCCAGCAAUGUGUCAGACAGUCGACAGGGCUCACACAAGUGUGGACCAUCCAGAAGCUGUGAGAUGGAUUGUGAAGUGAACACUGACGACCUGCUCUGCUAUCUCAUCGAUGAUGGUGGAUUCCUGGUUAUGUCCAAUCAGAGAGAUCACUGGAAAAAGAUCGGUCUUUUCUUUGGUGAUGUAGACCCUUACCUGAUGCACGCACUCUACAACAACUCAAUCUUCAAUCGCCGUCAGUCUUUUCACUUCCAGUCUGCAUGUGAAACAAUCAGCAGCAGCCACACUGGUGCAGCAACAAGGAGCAUCUUUGUGCCGUCCAUUGCUGACAUCCUCAGCUUGGCCUGGUGGACAUCCACAGUGGCAUGGUCUGUGACUCAGCAGCUCCUGUAUGGACUGGUCUACAACAGCUGGCUCUACCAAGAUGAUCUCCUGGUUGAAGGUUUUGAGACAAGGGAAAGCAGCUGUGUGACCAUCCAAAGCCAGUUCUACUUUACAAACACCACCAACUCCUACAACGUGCUGCAGGACUGUGGAAACUGCUCACGGCUGUUCCACGCCAAGCGGAUAGAAAACACCAACCUCCUCUUUGUGGUCGCGGAGACGCUGCCCUGCAGCUCAUGUGAGAUAGAGAGAUUGACACAGAUCAGGACAGAGUUUCAGGAGGAGAAUCCAUGCGAAGUACUGAGCAACGCGAGAUAUCGGAAAGGCCCAACAUCCUGCUUUGACUACAGUGCCUUAGAGAACACGUCAGAGUGUGGACGGGGUCAUGCACUGCAGUCCUCAAUAGGAGUCCUUCUCUUUAUCCAGCUUAUUCUGCCUCUUUUUCAUCUCUGACACAAGCAAACACUCUAACUGACAUCUUUCAUCUCUUUGGGUUUAGGCUCGGAUCUACUGAAGGUCAGAUCAAACGGCAACUGCAAAAUUAUUAUUUUUUGAUCUACAAACGGCACAUAGUGCAUUUCAGAAAUAGGUGGGCCAGCUUUUAGUGUUUUUUGCCUUAUUGCUUAUGCGUUUGUUGGUGUUUCAGGGCUUGAGUGCAAAUUAUAGUAAGAUAAUGUCUUGAGUGCAUGCUACUAAAACUAGGACAAGCAUGUUUAACAUUUUUGCACACGGUCUCAGCCAUGUAAGCAACCACCAAAAGGUCAGGGCGGCAGCUUAAAUGCACUUUUAACGGGCCAAUAAAUUAUCACCCAACAGGAACAGAUGUCAAUCACAAUUUUAGGUUGGAUGUGGUGGUUAGAUUAUAAAAGAUCUCAAAACUCAGUUGGAUUUGUUUGCUUUGUGGUGAACACACAGCGGUGGAAAGAAGAAUUCAGAUAUUUUACUUUAGUAAAGUUGCGCUAGAGAAAGUCAUGCCAUCAAGAUUUCACUUAAGUAAAAGUAUAGAAGUAUUAGCAACAAACUUAACUUUUAUUAUAGAGUCAAAAAUACUUUAUAACUUGAGAGUAGAACGGGUAUCAUGCAUUAUAUUAUCAGAUAAUUAUUACUGAUAUAUUAAGCAUGCAUUUUAACGCUGUAGCCAAAAUGGAGCUAAUUUUCACUACUUUCUAUACUGUUGGGAAAAAGGUUAACUACACUCAUCAGAUAAACAUGGUGGAGUAACGGUAUAGUGGAGUCGAAGCAUUAAAGGUGCUCUGUGUUCUUGCAAACAAGGUUUCUGUUUACAAAGUGUGUAUUCUUGACCAACAAAACACGUUGAAUGCACUUCCUGCCUCCAAAACAUUUUUGACUGACUUUUAGAACAUUUUGAAACCACUUUGUUUACGUCCAUGUUUACUUGCUGCAGCUUUCUUCUUCCCUGCAUUUUCUGGCAUAUUGCAGCAUUUCUGGCGCGUUACUGCCAUCUGUAGAUCAGUGGUGAAAAAGUGUGAAACCAUUGGCAGGACUAUGUAUAACAUUACUCCAAAACUGAUCAAAAACUCCACAGGGUACCUUUUAGCAAAGUACAAGCAACACCAAUACUGUACCGAAGUAUAGUACUUGAGUACGUGCAUUUAAUUACUACUCCAAAUACAGCGCUGCACACGCCACCACAUGCCCUGGGUUUUAUCCAGAGGAGCUUUGCGAUUGGCCGAACACAGCUGUUGACGCAACAACUUUGUGGAGAGAGUAAAUCUUUCAUUGUCACAAUCUGACGCUGUGUUGAACAGCUCUCAAUAUAUUUAUGACUUUUCAGCUAUAGGUUUAACAGCAUUUGUGUGUUUGGGAUGGUUCAUUAGACGAGGCCCACCUCAAUAGUUUACUGUUUAUAUGGAUUCAUAAUGUCCAUACAACUGCUGGGUAAAGCCAUCCAAGGCAUUUACACAACUUUACAUUGUGCACACCACACAUAAAGCUAACUGCUACAGCAUAAAUGUAAAUAGAUAGACAGAAUCUGCUGAGCACAGCUGCUGCUGCUGCUUCUAGCAACUUUUGCUUUUGUUGGCUUUGUGAAAUUCAAAAUGAAUUAUCUGCGGCAAUUUUCAUUUGCAUGUCCGGUCCUAGUAAAUGUCUUUAUACAUAAAGGAGCUCCCUGCACCUACAGCAGUUUUUUACAUGAUAGUAGAUCCGGGCCUUAACCUCACAUUCACUUCAGUGUCUUUCAAUCCACCUCUGACCUUUGCCUAGACAGUUUCAGUAUUAUAAAUUGUAUCAUACAUGACAUGACCCAGAAUGAUUUUCCUCUGCCGUCUCUUAAAUUUUUAAAUACAACCUACAAUACUACAAAGUAUUUUUUCCCCCCUAAAAUAUUUUCUCAGAGCACUUUGACAAAUGAGAAAAGCCAUUAGGAUGACAAAUAUCAGUGUUAGACUCCCAGCAAGAUUUUGUGGCUUUUCAUAACACAUAUCAGUGAUGGAACAUCAAAGUAGUUAAAUCGAUACAAGGAUUGUUAAAGGUUGUUCUGCUGAAAUGCUUCCACCGAUACUUUGUUUGAUCUUGAAGUGCUUCCAGUUGAUAAGAAUAAUUGAAGGAUGUAAAAUCGGACAAAAACAGAACAAAAUUAUGUUAACAGUGAUUUUGUCACAAAUAUAUAGUAGUGAACCACUGCAUGGUUUAGUGCAAUAAUGCUGUGAUAAUCUGAUACUUUAUUUUAGCAGUAAUUAUCAUGACCAUCAUUUUUCAUCAAAUUUAGAUUUUAAGAAUUUUACAUGCAGUGUUAUCUCUGUAGUCUUAGAGCACAAAACAUGCGCAGACGUCAGUGUGUGGCCAACAUGUUUUUAAACAGCAGUUGUUAGAUUGAAGGGAAGCUCUCCGUCCCGUUUUUGUAUCUUGUAUCGCCACUAUUUGUCAAACCUGAAUUUAUGCACUUAUGUAUGCUUCUGUAUGGGGAAUGUAGCUUCUGAACAGCUUUCAAUGUUAUCGAUAUGUUAUCUGUAUGUGAUGCUUUCUGACCGUCUGUUGAGUUUUCCCUGAUGUCUCGUUGAAAGUGAUGGUUCGCUGUGGCAGAAUAUUUUAACUUUGUCAUGCAUACCUAGUCAUGACGGUGAUAUGUGAUUCAACUAUAAAGCUGUAAGACUCAGUAAUUUAGUCACUAUGAAAUGUCUGCCCAGUAUUACUACUUGAGUUCUAAAAAAAUGUUUCAGGUAGUACAAUUUAUUUUAUUUAUGUCAGGGUUAAAACUCUUUUUGUUCAGGUUUAAUAUUGAGCCUAUGAAAGAAAAAUAAUACACACAAAAUAUAUUAGGGCUGCAUGUAACGAUUCUUUUUAUUAACUAUUAUUCUGCCCAUUAUUUUUUCAAUUAAUGUCAAAACAGCUCAAUUUGACAAACAAGGCUACAACAUAUAAUAAGUUAAAACACAUUAAAAGUGUAAAGUAUUAUGUUAUAUUUAAAAUCAUGUUUUGAGACAAAAAUAUGAUUUUUCGACAAAGAAAUAUAAAUUGCCUUGUUAAAAAAAUCUUAAAAUUACUUCCCAUAAAGGUUUCACUGCUGGACACAAGAUAUCUGCACAUUGGAGCGCAAUUAAGUCUAUUUGUGAAUUCUGAAAUCCUUCUGGUACGUCCACGUGUAAACACUGAGAUUUAAGGUUAGCACAGAGAAACUUUCCCCCUUUCAGCAGAUGCAUGUGAAAACUCAGCACAUGCAUCCCUCAGCAAAGUGUAGCUCAAACAUCCAAGUGAAGCUACAAUAAGCAAAACACAUUUUCAAGGUCGAGGGGGACUUUAAAUUAUUGAAAUGAAUUCUAGUGAAGAAGACUGAACAGUGAUGAGUCUUUUGUAACAGUGCAUCACUGUCUUUUUCGUGAGUUCUGCAUGAUAAAAUCCUGAAAACAUUUUCCCACAGUGAUCCAUCGGCCCCUGAUGUCUCUAUGUGUUUUUGAUCAUUUGAUCUGGUUAACGAGUUAAUGGGGGAUAUUUUUAAAAAGCUUUUUUGACAAAAUAUUUGUAAAAUGCUGUUUCUCUCCGUCUGCCUGGUGUUCCACCCUGCAGUGCCUUGUUGCACUCAUUUUGGAUGGCAGGAACAUUUGGCUUUUAGAUGUGUGGACGUUCAUCCUGCAGGGCCAUGCGUAAGACACACUUGAAUUUCAAGGGUUGCUAAUGGUUCAGCUCUAAAUGGACUUCUCGGUCAGGGAACAAAAAGAGAUGUUCUUCAUGAACUUAUGAAGCAUUUUUAAGGAGCACAGUUGUGAGAGAGCACAACAGAAGUGUGUUGAGCAGCUGGCCUCCCCUCCUGCCUUCUCAUGGACAGAUGUUUGUCAAAGCGAUGAGAACGAACUCUGCUGCCCUUCUGCUACGUGUUGUUUAUCUCUACACUGUGGUUCAGCCUCGAAUCAAAGCACAUACACUGUCCAUUUUCAUAGAUUUACUUCGUCCCAUCUGCACACUGUAUAUUCUAUAUUUGAAGCCUGUCGGAAACAUGUACUUUUCCAUUAGGACUGACUGAAACGAGUGAAUGUUUAUGUACAGUAAUACCUACUGUUGUGCAUCUCUGCUGUACCCGAGCAUGGUGGGACCCCGGAGAAGCAGAUUAAAGCUCAACACUGUCUGGAGACCGCAGCAAAAACACUGCUUAAAAAAAAAAAACGAACAAAAAAAAAAGCUUUUCUCUGAAACCUGCAGUAUUAACUUUAGGUCGUAUUGCAUUAUUCAAACAACACUGUUGUACAUUGAAGGAAAGACAUUUUGUGGAACUCUUUAUAGCCUACAAUAUAAUACUACUGUUGAGGUCAGUGUUGUAGUUUCGUUUUGAAUUACCAGUAUUUAUUUGCAUGAUAUUUUGAACAAUUUUCAGAUUUGUGUGCAUAGUCUGAUGGAUAUUUUACAUUCCUGUCCACAUCUGGAUCUCCAAUACUGUGGGGAGAAGUGAGGACGCCCUCUGGAUAUUUGGGUUGCUGUGGAGGCCUCAGAGCUCUAUGCUGUGUGUAACCGAAUGAAGCUGAAAGUUUGACUUCAGUGAAGCCUACAAUAACUGUCAGUGUUGAAAUUUAGGUCAUUCCCAUAAAGUAAAAGCACAGAGAAGUUAAGAGUUAUGAGUAACAUACUGCCUGAUUAAACUUUUGUCAUUUAUUUAGGAACAAAGUGACAUAAAACCGCUGGAGAUGAUUUAUGCAUUUAAAGGCUGUAUAACAAACAAAUAAGGAAGUGGCAUGUGUGGGGACACCCCUUUAUUAAUUAACUUUGUUUAUGAAAAAGAUUUAAGUGUUGCUUAUUUCAUUUCUAUUUUUUUUGGGUAUUGUGAAUAAUAUUUGUAUUGAACAGGAAGGAAUUGAAUGUGUUUAAAGCUUGCGUGGGCACACUAAGCAGUUUACAAGAAGAUUGCAAACAGGACAAAAAAGAAAAUAUAUAUAUAUAUAUAUACUGUAUGUCCAUGUCUUUUAUUUACUGAGUGUCAAACCAUAAGAAUGUUAAUGUUUUUUGCUGUAACUUUGCUUUCAUUUUGCUGACGUUGUCGUUUACUUGGGACAGUUUCCUCUCUUUGUGCCAGUCUCAAAUGCCACCUCAUUUUUGUACAGACGAUGUGAAGCAGUCAGCAGAAGAUAAAGGCUAACUUUGUAAAGAUUUUGUCAGUCACAUUACAAAAAUGGAUAUUUAAAUGUUUAUAUCUUUGGUGAUUAAAUGCUGUUGAUAUUUUUCACUUCA
This is a messenger RNA of Cottoperca gobio, 8788 nucleotides long. Its product is annotated as voltage-dependent calcium channel subunit alpha-2/delta-2-like. The record is from RefSeq and is a predicted model, not a curated record. Gene Ontology annotation, cellular component: voltage-gated calcium channel complex. Bases 275 to 3565 code for a protein of 1096 amino acids. Gene Ontology annotation, molecular function: voltage-gated calcium channel activity. Lineage: Eukaryota; Metazoa; Chordata; Actinopteri; Perciformes; Bovichtidae. The transcript has 38 exons.